AGUUUUACGUUAUCAUUAUUUUCUGUUUUGCUUUCAGCAAUUCUUAGAGCUGCUGAAAAGCAUGACUUCCUCUUCUGCUGUUGAUAAACCUCCGGUAAGACGGGUUGCUAUCUUCGGGGGAACUCAUGGCAAUGAGUUAUCAGGGGUAUUUUUGGUCAAGCACUGGCAAGAGAAUGGAGCUGAGAUUCAAAGAACAGGAAUGGAAGUGAAACCAUUUCUUACCAACCCAAGAGCUGUGAAGAAGUGUACUAGAUACAUUGACUGUGAUCUGAACCGUGUUUUUGACCCUGAUAAUCUUGGCAGGACAGUGGUGGAAGAUAUUCCAUAUGAAGUGAGAAGGGCUCAGGAAAUCAAUCAGAUAUUUGGUCCAAAAGGUAGUGAUGAUGCGUAUGACCUUAUUUUUGACCUUCACAACACCACUUCUAACAUGGGUGGUACCCUUAUUCUUGAAAACUCCAGGGAUGACUUUACAAUUCAAAUGUUUCAUUAUAUCAAGAACGCUUUGGCUCCAGAACGCUGUCCUGUUUUGCUGAUUGAACAUCCUAGCUUGAAAUAUGCAACAACUCGAUCUGUAGCAAAACAUCCUGUUGGUGUGGAGGUGGGUCCCCAGCCACAAGGUGUUGUUAGAGCUGAUAUUUUGGACAAAAUGAGGAAGAUUGUCAAACAUGGCCUUGAUUUUGUGCAACUUUUUAAUGAAGGAAAGGAAUUUCCACCAUGUACAAUUGAGGUUUUUAAAAUAAUGGAGAAAGUAGAUUAUCCCAGGAAUAAGAAUGAUGAAGUUAUUGCUAUUAUUCACCCUAAACUGCAGGAUCAAGACUGGCAGCCACUGAACAAUGGGGAUCCUCUAUUUUUGACUCUUGAUGGAGAAGUAAUUGCAUAUAAAGGGGACUGUACAAUCUAUCCAACAUUUAUUAACGAAGCUGCAUAUUAUGAAAAGAAACAAGCUUUUGUAAAAACAGUAAAAAUGAAACUCUCUGCAAAACAUAUCAGAUGCUCAGUCUUAGACCAGAACACUACUUAAAAACCUAUUACAGAUUUUCAAUACAAAAAGUAGAUUUCUUCUCUGUGAAAUCCAGUGUCAUUCAGUAGU
Fulmarus glacialis (Northern fulmar) is the source of this 1090-nucleotide messenger RNA. RefSeq names its product aspartoacylase (gene ASPA). NCBI's taxonomy places the organism in Eukaryota, Metazoa, Chordata, Aves, Procellariiformes, Procellariidae. Gene Ontology annotation, molecular function: hydrolase activity, acting on carbon-nitrogen (but not peptide) bonds, in linear amides; hydrolase activity, acting on ester bonds. The record is from RefSeq and is a predicted model, not a curated record. The transcript has 6 exons. The coding region runs from base 62 to 1021 and encodes 319 amino acids.